AUGUCGGCCAAGUUGAGGAGGCAAGUUGCUCUGCGUCCUCAACAUGAUUCUACCACUAGUACCGAAGGCUUGUCCCCUGUCGGAGGCCAGCCGCACAGUGAUGUUGCGCAGAAACCGGCAGCGAAGACGGCUGUGAGCAACUACAAAGGAUUCGUGGCCGGAGUCUUCUCCGGUAUUGCCAAACUCUCGGUCGGCCACCCAUUCGAUACGAUCAAGGUUCGACUGCAGACCGCCGACAAGACAAGAUUCGCAGGGCCUGUAGACUGCUUGCUGCAGACACUGAGAAAAGAAGGGGCUGCAGGACUUUACAAAGGAGCAACACCGCCGCUGUUAGGAUGGAUGGUCAUGGAUUCGGUCAUGCUGGGAAGCUUGACGUUCUACCGACGGCUACUACAUGACAAUAUUUUCUCCAACCCGGGGUUUCGACCGGGAAAAACCACAGCGGAACUGGCGGGACAGAGCCUGCCUGCGUUCGGUCAUGGCAUAGCCGGGAUCAUGGCAGGAUCUACGGUGUCCUUCAUCGCGGCGCCGGUCGAACAUGUCAAGGCAAGAUUACAAAUCCAGUAUGCCGCCCACAAGAAGGAUAGGCUAUAUAGCGGCCCUGUCAACUGCACAAAGAAGAUCUUGAAGACACACGGGGUCCGCGGCUUGUACCACGGUCUCUGCGCGACACUGAUCUUUCGGUCGUUCUUCUUCUUCUGGUGGUCCAGUUACGAUGUCAUCACCAAGAUGUUCCAGAAACACACUUCUCUGUCUGCUCCUUCAGUCAACUUCUGGGCUGGAGGCCUGUCGGCCCAAAUCUUUUGGCUGACGUCUUACCCAUCCGACGUCGUCAAGCAGAGGAUCAUGACGGAUCCGCUGGGUGGCGCUCUGAAUGAUGGUACGCCUCGUUUCCGGCACUGGAGAGAAGCUGCUGCUACUGUGUUCAGAGAGGCUGGGUGGAGAGGAUACUGGAGAGGCUUCUUGCCCUGUUUCUUGCGGGCGUUUCCGGCGAACGCAAUGGCGUUGGUGGCUUUUGAAGGCGUGAUGAGAGCCUUGCCUGACUAA
Messenger RNA from Capronia coronata CBS 617.96, 1047 nucleotides. RefSeq lists its product as uncharacterized. The coding region runs from base 1 to 1047 and encodes 348 amino acids. Gene Ontology annotation, molecular function: transmembrane transporter activity. The transcript has 2 exons. The record is from RefSeq and is a predicted model, not a curated record. Lineage: Eukaryota; Fungi; Ascomycota; Eurotiomycetes; Chaetothyriales; Herpotrichiellaceae. Gene Ontology annotation, biological process: transmembrane transport.